CAUGAUGGACGGUGAGAAAUGUUCUAACAUCUCGAAGUUAAAAGUGGAUUUACACGUUCUUCCUGUGCAUGAAAUUCACCAAAAUGACAUGGAUUAACGUCGAAGGAUUCUCAAUUUUAUCGAGGAGCAAAAGUUCCCGUGUAAACGGGCCUUUAAACUCUCAUCCAGCCGAUUUUUCGGCGCGCCUCGUGUUCAUAGGGACUUGUGACGGUUGGGGCAAUGAGUAAGUUGUCGUUUAGGGCUAGGGCGCUGGACGCCUCAAAGCCCAUGCCCAUAUAUUAUAUGGACGAUGUUCCUGAAUUUCAGGAUUUUGCAACUAUUAAUCGGGCUGUACCUCAAAUGCCCACUGGAAUGGAAAAAGAAGAAGAAUGUGAACAUCAUUUACAAAGAGCGAUUUCUGCCCAACAGGCAUACGGCCAUACUGGUGAACUUGUUAUACCUACUCCCGAAGUUUAUAAUGUUCCAAAACAUAUUAAAGAUGAAUUAUAUCCAGCAACCUAUAAAAGUUCACGACAUCUUAUUCAUGUGCAGCCCUUCUCUAUGGACCAAGAUAUACCGGAUUAUGAUAUUGACUCGGAAGAUGAAAUAUGGUUAUCAGAGCAAGCAGGCAGGCUAGACAUCAGGCCUUUACAAUUUGAAGAGAUGAUGGACAGGUUAGAAAAAAGUAGUGGCCAACAGGUUAUUACUUUGAAAGAAGCUAAAUUACUGUUAAGAGAUGAUGAUGAUAUCAUCAUUGCUGUAUAUGACUAUUGGCUGAACAAGAGGCUAAAAACACAACAUCCACUGAUACCUCAAGUCAAAACAGAGAAAAGGGAUGGCUCAACGAAUAAUAAUCCAUAUGUUGCCUUCAGGCGGCGGACAGAGAAAAUGCAAACGAGAAAGAACAGAAAAAAUGAUGAAGCCUCUUAUGAAAAGAUGUUAAAGCUACGUCGAGACCUGAGCAGAGCUGUCACAUUAUUAGAGUUUGUGAAACGUAGAGAAAAGUCUAAAAGGGAGCAUCUUCAUUUAACAGUAGAAAUUGUUGAGAAAAGGUAUCAAGCUGGUGAUUUCAGUGGCCAGUUAUUAGCUGAAGUUUCUGCUAUAAAGCAUUCACGUCCUAACUUCAUUCCUGUAAAUAGUAGUCAAAUUGUAAUUAAACCAGAUACACGGGUAACAAAAACUAAGCCAAUAAAAGGUGCACCUGCAAAGAAAAGGCAGUACAAAAGAAAAAAACCUGAAGCUAAUACAUCCAAGUCUAUUAUACCUAAUAAUCAUGGUCUGGAACUUGGAUUGGGUGACUUAGCAAGCUCUGAAGAAGAUGGUCUUUCACCGGUCCAUUCAGAUCAGGAUGAUGAUAAUAAUGAUCCUGAUGGACCCUAUGCUUUCAAGCGAAAGAAGAAUUGCAAUUAUCAUGAACCUCGUCUAGAUGGUUUGGGUAAUUGGCCAUGGUGCAGUGCAGAAGAGGGUGGCUCAGAAGACAAAAGGUACAGGUUUUGCCUGACGUCCAUACCUGACCUUGAAAAUAGGCCUAGGUGUAUAGGAUUUGCUAGACGGCGCAUUGGGAGAGGUGGAAGGAUUGUGGUGGAUAGGGCGUGGACACCUCUUGAUGAACAUCUUUCUGAGUUGGAUGGUAUUGCUGAACCAAUACCGAAUGGUUUACCUUCUAGUGAUCUAUUAACAGAAAUAAGAAAUGAAUGGAAAUUCUUCCGGCCAAGGACAAUUACAUCAAAUAAUGAUGAACUAAAUGACAGGCUAAGUGAAAAUUCUGAUGACUACAGCAGAUGUAAAACAGAGAGUUCAACGAGCAGGCCUCAUAUUAACGAAACCUCCGCAUUAGACUUUGUAAAAAAUUAUUUAAGCCAAGAUGAUGAACUAUUUGAAAUGCAAAGAAAGCAAUUAGAAAGGUUAAAACCUGAUGAUUCACAGUCAGUUAUUGUAUUUAUGACAGAUCAUUCCUAUUCUUCACUUCCCACAUCAUGCUUCAAUAUUGCACCAGCUCCUUGUAAAACUCCUGCUCAGUAUCAUCUUGUGUCUGCUGAACUGUCUGAUGAUAACUGCUCACAAAAUGCCGUGGUUCCAAGUACUACUGCCGCAUCAUUACAACUUCUCGAUACUUCCAGUAUUACACCUAGUGUAGAAAGGGUAGCACUAACAAAUGGGCCAGUUGCUGACAAAGCAGAAAUGUUUGCUAAUGACAGCAGUGCUUUGGAAAGGCAUAAAGACUUUUUAAGCACUAGUUUAGAGUCUCUUGUGAAUUUUCCUCAAAACUCUGUAAUCCAAAGUGUGAACUCCUGUUUACCAGCAGUGCCGUCCAUAGAUAUUGGAAGUGGAGCUGCUAGCCAUUCUAGUGACAGUGUCCGUGUGAUAAAUUCAAAAACUUUUAGUACGCCCGCUCCACAAACUACAAUGAGGUUCACAAGUUUAGAACAAAAUGGAAAUGAAACAACUAGGUUAAAACAAGAAUUAUUCCUAAAUAAGGUUAAAGUUGUGGAAAAAGUUACAAGUGAAAGUAGUGUGUCAAUGGAUGUAACGUGACACUUCAUUUAAGUUUAAAGUGAGAAUAAUUAAUUACUCUUGUGAGGUGAGACUUUCUAUGUACAUUUUUUUUUUUUUUUUUUUCCAAGCAUCCAAGCAGCUGCUUGCAGUUCUGCAUCAUUGGUCACCUCCCUUCACAUAUGAUGCUUCACAAUGUUUUCAGGAUAUGUUUAGCAUGUGGCUCAGGAUCAAUAUAAAUCUUACAUUUUCCCACAUAAGGCUGAUGUAAAAUUUCUUGUCCAUCAUAUGUACUUCUAGGAACAUGUUUGUUUAGCUAUACAGAUCUGUGGAAUGUUUAUAUGUAAAUAUAGAUGAAAAUGUUUGCUAUCUUAUUUUAAAUUCACAUCAUCUCUUGAUGAGUGAUGUUUUUGUGAUACUUGUCAGACUAUGAAGGAAGUUUAUGUUUUUUCAAUUAAAUUAAUAAAUGUACAGUGUGAAAUAAUGUGCUUACUGCUCAUGUGGCAGCAUGUUGUCCUCCUUGUUGUAUUAAAACCCAAAAUUUUCUUAAUAUACAGAAUUUUCUUUCUCUUUAAUUUACAGUUUUGAAAGGAUGACUGUUUAGCAACUUAACAUGUCAGUAUUUAUUUUUUUCAUGGUUUGAUGUUUGGAUGUAUCACGUGCAAGUACUGAAAUAACGGGUUUUGUGCCGGUGUUCAUUUUCCUUCCAUUCACUCAUUAGAUAUUCAUCUCUCAUAUCAGCUAAAUUACCAAAGUUGCUUUCAUAAUGCCACUAAGUUGUUAGUUUUUUAUUGUGCAUUAACUAAACACUGUAGAAAAUAAUUCUCGUUUUAUUAUAUUAAUUAUAUCUGUUUUUAUAUGAACUUCAUAAUGUUUAAAAUAUAAGUUGCAUUUUGUUGCGGAGAUUAAUUAGAAUGACAAUCAAUAGAGUUAAAAUUUAAGGUCAUUGAAUUAAUUAUGUAAAUUUGUCUUUUUAUUUUGACAUCUGUCCAAGUAAAUGUUGUGAUGAGCUCCACUAUUUGUUUAAAAUAAAAACUAUUUAAACAAUAUAUGUUAGAUACAUUGUAUAAAUUCAGCACCCGUGCUUUCUUGUAUUUGAUUUUUGGCUCUUAAAAAUUGAAAUUUCAUUUCUUUUUGUAAUUUUUUAAAUAGCUACAUAAUUUAUAUUCAUCAUAGUUUUUAACUUAUAAUAAUGAACUCCUUUUUUAUAUAUAUAUUUCUUUACUAGCUAAAAAUUAUUUUACAAGAAAUUACAACUAUCCUGUUUUUUCAUCGCAUCUCCCAGUUUUGAAUUUUUAGCCUCAACUAAGGAAAAUGUUUCUCCACAAUAAAUUCCAUUCCAUCCCCCUAGUGAUUUCAGCUUAAUUUUUCUCAUUAAAUGUACUUUUAUCUGAAUGUUUUAUAUCUACUGUAGACAUGCAUAAAACUUAAUAUGGAAUUCAACUGAUGUUUAAUUAAUAUUUAUAUUUAAUUUUUUACUUUGGUACAUUACUAAGCUCAUUUCAUAAGACAGUAUGUACGUUAGUUAUUAACAUUCCUUAAAAGUAUUUUCUGAAAUUGCUACACAGUGCGAAACCUGCCAAAAAUCCUCAGUUGUCAUGCUGGAACCUGAUUAUUUUUCAUGUUUUAAGGUUGGCAGCUAUGUUAUUCUCCUCCGAAAGAAAACUAGCCUUUUAAUGCUUCUUCACCCAUAAGAAAAUAGUAAAGUUUUUUUGCAUGGGUGAUUUUAAAAGUUGCAUUUGAGCAUAAGAAAGUCUGUUUACCACUGUCAGAAUGUCAUUUAUUUUUUAGCACCAAGUGAAUUAAAUUUUUCUCUCAUAACGAGGAAUAAUUUCAAAACUCCUUUAGUAAACUUUUACAGAAUUUUUUUAAAUACUGGUUUGUCAUAUAAUUGUAAAUUUUGCUAGUGUUAUGUUUUUCUCAGUUAAUAUUUCUUUUAUAAAUGCUUUAGUUUUAUUUAUGAAGUUUUUGGUUGGUUCCAAAUGUAAAAGUUAAAAACCUAGCUGCUGCUGUUUUCUGUUUGCAACUUUAUGGUUUUUCUUCAUUUGGAUCAGCUAGAAAAAAAUAAAUAAAAGAAAAUCUUUUGUUUCCCUCUCCAAUGUAUGUGUAGAAUAAUGCAUGAAAAUGGAUAGUAUCAUACCUGCUUUUCCAGCUUCAAAUUUACUUCCAAAUUUUAACUCAAAGAAUAAAUGAAAGUUUGUAUCAUAAUAAACUGUAUAAUCUUGAUCUUUUUCCAUAAAAUUUAAAGCCUAAAAUUUUGCACAUAUUGAUUGUAGUUUUUUUAAUUUCAUGGCUGUUUUUAAUAUGAUAUUAAUAAUAGAAUUAUAUUUUUAAUAUUGCUUUGUUAGUUACAAAUUUAAUAAAUACUGUUUAUUGCCGCUUUGCCUAUUGCAAAUAAUGUAUUUAUAUUUUUUCCCUCUAUGUAUAGAUGUAUGUUUGUUAUGUUGCCCGUCAGUUGUAAAAAAUUAUCCAGUUUUUAAUUUUGUAAAUAUAAUAUAUGCCAUAAUUGAUUUGCAAUCCCUACUGAGCUCAUCACUUUAACUAAAUACCUUUGUUUAUUACUGUAUUUAAAAAACUCUAAAAUAUAAAUUCUGAAACAUUCAUAUAUGGUAUAAGAAGUAGGUAUUUCAUGUAAUAUCCCAUCAGUUUUCAUAUGAUAUCACAUUUUCAAGUCAAGUCAUAAUCAUUUACCUCAUAAGUGAUUUCUGUAUAUCCUCUCACUCAGAUCAAUUUCUCCAUUGACAUUUAGUGAUGUAAUCUUACAUUUAGUAAGUGGUUCUUAAAUUGUGUGCAACAUUCAUUGAGUUGUAGAGUGCAAGGUUUGCUUGCUUGAAAUUAGUGUGUUAUCUUCAACAGUGCAGCUCACAUAUUGUAAAUUUUGUAUUUUUGUAUGUUAUGUAAAUAUUGGAGAGAUGUGUUUUUGAUAUUCAUAGCACUUCUGUAAUUAAAAUCCUUGUUAAUAUCCUGUAAAUACUAGUUAUGCAUUUCUUUUCAUAGUUUUUUUUUUUUUUUUUUUAAAUAAAAAUUAGCGUUGGUGAUAUGUGAUCGUGAAACAGCCCUAAUGUACCAUUUACACAUCUGAUAAAUUUGUGAUACUUAACAUUUUAACAUUUUCCUCAUGGUGUAAAACUUUUUAGACAUUAGGAAGCAUCAACUAAAAGUUGUUACAUCGACAUUUAUCAUAAUCAUCAUCACCAUCAAUUUGUGUUUUGCUAAAUCCAUAAGGUGCUAUAUGUUCCAUUUGACAUACUACAAUGUAGAUGAAACUUCUGCUUAUUCUUCAUAGUGUAUUUUUAGCUUUCUAAAAAUAUUCACAUUGCCUAUAGUGGUCUGUGUUUAUUUAUGAUAUGCAUACCUGUUUUGUUUGUUGUACCAAAAUUUGUGUGUAUGUACUGAUUUUACAGGUUUUCUAAAUUAUAUUUAACUUUUUUAGAUUAGCAGUUAUUUUUGUGACUUAAUUUAAAAACUAAUGUAAAGUUUUAACUUUGUUUUGCCAGUGAUAUAUAGAUAUAUGAAAAUGUUUCCAUUCUAUAACCUAAUAACUUCCAAAUUAAAUCUUAAGCUUUUACUUGAUUGCAGCAUUAAAAAAAAUGUAUGUAAUGCUGAAUGUGUUUAAUUUUGAAAACAUUACAUUAAAAAAAUGCUGUUCAGCUUUUAAAAUAAAAGGGCUGUAAUCUUAAGCACUUACCUUUUCAUUUGCAUGUUCUGAACAUUUUGUUACCUAACUGGGACCAUACAUGAUUCAGAAAAUCCGGAACUUUAUGAGGCAGCCCCAAAAAUUCAUGAUAAAUGUGGAAUUUUUUUCAUUAGGCUGUUGGAAUAAUUUUUGAACAUGUCAGAUUCUAAAGGAGGAAAAUGCUUUAGGUGUAGCUCAUGUAGUUUUUAUUUCAUUUUCUGUUUGUGUAGUUUUUUUUUUUUUUUUUUUUUUUCCUUAUAAAUAAGAUAAGAUAAAUGGUUAGUCAGAAAACUAUACAUUUAAAUGAUGGAGUGAAAUAGAGAGCUUAUAAGUUUUUCAAAUUGUUAGUUGUAAUUUGUGAAUGAUGUGAAAUUCUUCCCAGGCACAACCCUUUGUCAAGAUAAUGUUUCGUCAAGGGGAAAAAAAACUGGGACCAUUUUUCAAAGAAAAUUCUUGUACAACUUGAAUAAAAUUAUGGCAUAAUAUUUCUAAUUUAGUUCACUAAAACGUUUCAUUGUUUUGUAUAGAUUUCAUUUUCUUCAUGUUGUCUUUCUCAUUUCUAUUCUUCCCUUCUGUAUUGCCAAUUUAUGUGAAUUCUAACCAAAAUAGAUAAUGUGUUAGACUUCACCAUAAAUUUGGUGUUUUGUUCGUUCAUGUCUUAAUAUGCAUCAGAUUGAUGUAAUUUAAAAAACAGAAAAGGUGAGCUUAAAAACACAAUUACUUUGUGUGACACAUUAAAAUGCCUAGCUUUUAGCUGUUGUCGUAGUGUGAUCUCAUAAACAUUUGAAGAUAAAGAGUUUAGGGCUAGAUUUCUUGACAUAAUCUAUUUCUUGCUAAUUCAUAUAGUAAUAGGGAGUGCAUUACAAAUUUCAACACGACGUAAAGCAAUCAUCUGACCAAAGCUGUUUCAGGUUGAUUGCUAAAUUUAAUAUUUAAGUGAAUGUGAAAUUUUAUUGAUUUAGCUAAGUGAAUAAGUAUUUUUGCUUUUGAAAUAUAUUUCUAGAAAUACUUAAAACAGUAAUGUAUAAUUUGCAUUAGUAAUGUAGACUGAGUUUGUAAUGAUUUCCAGAAGCUUUUUCAAUAUAUUUAGGUAAUAAAUUCACCUUCUGUAAUAUAAAUAUCUUAAAUGGUCUUAAUUUUUAUUGUUAAAAUAAAUAUUCUAAAUAGACUAUUGAGACCACGAAAGUCCUUUAAAAAAAAUUUUUCAGACUUUCUUAAACUCAAGUACUGAGUUCAGAUAGUUUGUUGUCCUUAAACUCUUCUUCCAGUGUUAUCAGUGUACAAGACUGUAAGAAAACUUGAACUGUAUUGUGUUAUGAAGUCGUAAUUUAAUAUUGAACUUCACUGUGGAGUGAAUUAUGAGAGAAAACAUGGCCAUAAAUUUGCUCAUAAGCUUCUCUCUCAUAUCUACAUGUGCUUGAUAAUGCAUACAGUGUUUAUAUUAGUUAAAAUUUUCCUGCAUUCAGAUUGUACAAAAUCCUUGUGUAUUAUAAUGAUCUGAUAUAACUUUUUUAAAAUGCUUUCCCGAUAGUUUUUAAACUUUUUAUAAAGCUUGUGAGAUUUGUUUAUAUGAUGUACAGAAGAAAAAGUAUAGCUAAAUAACAUUGCUCUGUGUCACUUCAUUGUCGAAUUAUCUUAUUAUCCAAUGUGAAUUAUUCCCAUUCAUAAUGCAUAAGUUACAUUGUGAAGCAUCAGAUUAUUACCGAUUUCGUGAAGGAAUGAAGACUGAAAUCCUGUGUUAACCUCGCUGAAUGAUGUUGUAUGAGCGACUUUGCACUUAGCGAGGUUGUGUAUAAUAUGUUUUGUAUUUACUUCAAAAAAUGCGCUGACUGUAUCAUUGUAAAUAGCACUAUAGUUCGCAUGCAAUUAAAACCAUCAGUUUGAUCGAAAUUAA
Molecule: messenger RNA, 8042 nt
Organism: Stegodyphus dumicola
Lineage: Eukaryota; Metazoa; Arthropoda; Arachnida; Araneae; Eresidae
Gene: E(Pc)
Product: Enhancer of Polycomb
Biological process (GO): regulation of transcription by RNA polymerase II
Cellular component (GO): NuA4 histone acetyltransferase complex
Source: RefSeq, a predicted model, not a curated record